Klebsormidium nitens is the source of this 480-nucleotide messenger RNA. NCBI's taxonomy places the organism in Eukaryota, Viridiplantae, Streptophyta, Klebsormidiophyceae, Klebsormidiales, Klebsormidiaceae. The record is from the annotation of a GenBank genome assembly.
CGGGCCGCUACUUGUGUACGUAGCGUUCUGUAGUACCACGAGCACGCUUGCCUAAUCUCGUGUCUCACAUCAUUCUUCUGCGUGAAUGUGUGUAUGUGUGUGUGUGUAUGCUUGCGAAUUUUAUGCAAGCACCAAGGGAAUUCGCUGUUUCAAAUUCCAUGGUACCGAAUGGAAACAUUGUGGGACGUGGCGUCCGGUCCCGAAAUUGACAAUCUGGAAGUCUUGGAGGUCCCAAACACGGCCGAACGCAUGAAUGCUUUGAUGGAGGAGGGCGUGGGACGAGAAGAAGCCUUUCGCAAGGCUUCCAAGGAGUACAGAAGAGUUCGCGAGACGAACCAGAAGGUGCUGAUGCCUGUUGGAAAGUCCCUGAAGGAGCUCAACCGCGGUGUUAAGCGCAGUACCGUGGUCAGCUAUGCUGCUGCAGCGGGGCAUCCAAUAGGGCAGCAGAAUUUAGGAGCGGAAGCAGCACAUCAAAUUUGA